AUCCACGUAUCUCUACUCAUAACUUCUCUCAAUUCAUUCCUUCAUCGAUUCAAUUCGUGUUGCUGUGUACGUCGUACAGCACUGCGUAUUUGUUAUCAACUUAUCCGAUCGUCCUGAUUAAUUAUCUGUAAACAAACAGAUUUAUCGAUAAGGCUCGGUCAAAGAAAAAGGUGCAGACGAAAUGUCUUCAGCUAUCGACGAUACCCCCAUCUCUCCCACCCUCAACCCCACAACCAACCAGCAACGUCGUGACUCUCUGGAGAAGCAUCUGCAGACCCGCCCGGAACUUCAGGAUUUGAAAGAUCGACACAUUCUGCUGAAUACAAGCGUUGCUCCUGGCCUUCAAGCCGCACAGGCCGAACUUGCCCGGCAGCAAGCCACGGACAAUCUCAGAAAACAUCUUGAAAAACGCCCGGAGCGCGAUGAACUCGUUGACAAGAAUAUCCUCCCAUCCCGCGCCGACAUGGCCCCAGCCCUGCAGGCAAAUGCAAAAGAACUAGAAAAGCACAUGCUUGCCGAUAAUUUGGAACACAAAAUCAAGGAAAGACCCGAUCCUAGUCAAUUGAUCGAGAAGGGUAUACUUGAAGAAAAUGAGGAUCCGAGGAGUCCAUCUGAGUAAGUAGCGAGGGUCUACGUUGAUAUCCGAGGGAUAAUACUAUCUGAAUGGAUAGUGGCGUUUGUUUUGGCAUAGUACAUGGGUUGGUUUACUGGGCUCAAUGGUUCAUUCGUUCAAUCCCGGUUCAGUAAUGGAUAUUCUUAACAUAUGGUUAUAUGGUUCUUGAGUGGAAUCGACUCCGGAGGAUCGUUUCUUGACACUCGUUUGUAUAUGGACAUUGCAAUUGAAUCAUUCUUCGCACUCUUUACAGG
Talaromyces stipitatus ATCC 10500 is the source of this 867-nucleotide messenger RNA. Its product is annotated as RPEL repeat protein. Bases 182 to 619 code for a protein of 145 amino acids. The transcript has 4 exons. The record is from RefSeq and is a predicted model, not a curated record. NCBI's taxonomy places the organism in Eukaryota, Fungi, Ascomycota, Eurotiomycetes, Eurotiales, Trichocomaceae.